AUGUUUUCUGUCCCCUCAGAAGCCGAUCGAUUGUUUAUUUUGUCUGCAAACGUGUACAAAACCUGUAAUAAGCUUAUGUACAUAAAUUGCUGUUAAUUUAUUACUAUUCCAUCUGAAAAUUACGAGAAAACGGAAAAAAUGUCUGUCAAAAUCUUCGUCGCUUUCACAAUUGUAUCGAUCAGCUCAAUGUUUCCGAAUAAUGCGUUUAUGAAUGCACAUGAGUAUUUCUACUAUAAGCUGCGAAAUGUCACCAACGACGAGGACCCGGUCAAUACGACGGACACAUGGUUUAUCAAACGACAAAUCCGUGACGAUGUUCCAACAGAGCUUCAAGCUAACUUCGAAGCGUAUCUCACUGUUUAUGGGAGUAUAGCAUGUGUUCUCGGAUCUAUUCUGAACGUUUUUGCAACGAAAAGCCUGUCAAACAGUACCCGUAUGAUUUGGGGACACAUUCUUGUCGUCGUCGUCUUUAUUCCAACAAUCGCUUUGACAUUUUGGAAUUUUGAUGAUGAUCAGACGUUUUUCUUCAAUCUUUCAAUGAUUCUCAUCUCAAUUGCUUGCUUUGGUUCACUUGGAUUGAUGGCUGGAGGUGUUUUGGGACUUUCUGCUCUUUUCCCAUCACAAUAUACUCAAGCGGUGAUGGUUGGUCAAUCAUUUGCUGGCGUACUUGCCGCAUUGAUGAGUAUUCUCUGUCAAGCAGUGACUUCCGAUGUGAUUCUCAAUGGACAAAUGUAUUUUGGAUUCAGUUUAAUUAUGUGCUUUAUCAGUUUAGCAACAUAUUACUAUCUUACAACUUUGACGCCUCCAAUGAUAACUGAUGAUGGAUCAGAAGGGUUGAUUGAAAAUGAAGAAGAAGUUAGUAUUGAGGCACAGGCAAACCAUUUUCCACCGAUUGACUCUGAUAAUUCUGGACAAACGGAGGAACAUCAAUUACCGAAAUGGACAAUGUAUACGGAUAUUAUUAGAAAAUCCGCAAUCGAUUUGACAACAAUUUCCGUUGUUCUUAUUGUAACAUUGGCCGCAUAUCCUGGACUGACUAGUCUCGUGCACAGUACAUCUCGGAAUCAUACUUGGAAUUCCUAUUUCUCCGCAGUCGCAUCGUUCCUACUGUACAAUGUUGGAGAUCUUAUUGGAAGAUCCAGUGCCAAUUCACUUCGACUUUCACCAAAAUACCUGCUGAUCAUCUCAUUUCUGCGAUUCGCAUUGAUUCCAAUGAUUGCAAUGUGUAAUGUUGCUCCACGAGCACAUACUCAUGCACUUAUUCCAUAUGACGGUGUUUUUGUUCUUCUUGUAAUUCUAUUGUCAACUUCUCAUGGAUUCUGUAUUACAAAUGCGACAAUUGGAGCGACGACAUCAAUUGAUAAGGAUAGCCGUGAACUCGCUGGAAGUAUCAUUGCAUUAUUCGGUGUAACUGCUGCAAUGUUUGGUGGAGUUCUGGGAGUUUUGAUUAUCAAAUUAGUUUGAACACUUUUCACUUUUUUCAGUUUUAUAUCAUUUUUUUCGUGUAUUCAUUUCUCAUGUAUUUCUAUCUACUAUACUUCGAAAUCUCUAUGUAUAUCCAGUUCAACUGACGUGUUUCUUCAUUUUUCCCAAAUUUUCAACGAGUAUUCCCAUAUCUUCCCAAUUCUUGGUGCCUUGUGAUUGUUUUAUGACUAUAUUUUUAUUUUGCAAAAAUUUUUCAAAUUUCUC
Caenorhabditis elegans is the source of this 1689-nucleotide messenger RNA. RefSeq names its product Equilibrative nucleoside transporter 3 (gene ent-6). Gene Ontology annotation, molecular function: nucleoside transmembrane transporter activity. Gene Ontology annotation, cellular component: membrane. Gene Ontology annotation, biological process: nucleoside transport; nucleoside transmembrane transport. NCBI's taxonomy places the organism in Eukaryota, Metazoa, Nematoda, Chromadorea, Rhabditida, Rhabditidae. The record is from RefSeq and is marked reviewed.